AUAGUUCUUUUGUUUCUGCCCAUCCUGCUUUUGUUUCUUCUCCAAACAUACAAAACGAAAAAUAUUCGUUCGCCACCUGGUCCUAAGGGUCUUCCUUCGAUCAGUAAUUUACACCAGUUUGACAGUUCAAACCCCGAUAAUGUGUGGAAACUCUCUCAAAAGUAUGGCCCCCUCAUGUCCUUGCGUAUCGGUUCUAUGUCAACCCUGAUAGUUUCAUCGACAAAAAUGGCUAAAGAGGUGUGGAAAACUCAUGAUCUCGCAUUUUGUAGUAGACCUGCCUUACUUGCUAUGCGAAAGUUAUCUUACAAGGGCUCAGACUUAGCUUUUGCUCCAUACAAUGAGUCUUGGAGGGAGAAAAGGAAUUUGUGCGUUAUGCAUCUCUUCAACCCAAACAGAGUGCAACAAUUUCGUCCCACUCGAGAAGACGAAGUUUCCCGUAUGAUUCAAAAGAUAUCAAAAUCAGUUGCUGCUUCGAAACCGGUCAGCUUAAGUGAGUUACUGAUGUCCAUGACGAGUAGCAUUAUUUGCAGACUUGCUUUUGGGAAGAGGUACGAGGGUGAUGAACGUGAAGGAAAUGGAUUUUGUGCUAUGCUUCAUGAAACUGAGGCCAUGUUGGGAAGCUUCUUUUUUUCAGAUUAUUUUCCUUUCAUGGGCUGGGUUGACAAACUUACAGGAAUGAAAAGACGCCUUGAAAACAACUUCAAGGAACUUGAUAUAUUCUUCCAGGAAAUAAUCCAAGACCAUUCUGAUUCCAAGGUGCCCAAAAACGGGAAAGAGGAUAUCAUUGAUAUUUUUCUUCAGAUACGAAAAGAUGGAGGACUUAAAGUUGAUAUUACUUGGGAUCACAUCAAAGCAGUUCUCAUGAAUGUAUUUGCUGGUGGCUCAGACUCAAGUGCAACUACAAUUGUUUGGUUCAUGACCUACCUAAUGAAAAAUUCUAGAGUAAUGAAGAAAGUUCAAGAAGAAAUUAGAUCUGAAAUCGGAAAGAGAGGCUUUGUAGAUGAAGAUGAUGUUCAGAAGUCGACUUAUCUUAAAGCUGUAGUGAAAGAGUCAAUCAGAUUGCAACCAGCGGCUCCUUUUCUAAUCUCAAGAGAAACAACUGAAAAGUGCAUCAUAGAGGGGUAUGAAAUACAACCUAAAACACUCGUUUUUGUGAAUUCAUGGGCGAUAGGAAGAGAUCCUGAAGCUUGGGAGAACCCAGAUGAAUUCUACCCUGAGAGAUUCAACGACAGUUCUAUAGACUUUAAAGGACAACACUUAGAGUUCAAAACAUUCGGUGGUGGUCGAAGAAUUUGUCCAGGAUUACACAUGGGAAUAGCCACGGUGGAGCUUGCACUAGCUAAUCUUCUUUACAAAUUUGAUUGGAAAAUGCCACCUGGAAUGAACAAGGAAGACUUAGAUUUGGAGUGUUUACCAGGUGUCACCAUGAAUAAGAAGAUUGCUCUCUGCCUUACGCCCAUCAAUUAUGAAUAAGAAGAAUAU
Messenger RNA from Pistacia vera, 1482 nucleotides. Its product is annotated as cytochrome P450 83B1-like. The transcript has 2 exons. Gene Ontology annotation, molecular function: oxidoreductase activity, acting on paired donors, with incorporation or reduction of molecular oxygen; monooxygenase activity; iron ion binding. NCBI's taxonomy places the organism in Eukaryota, Viridiplantae, Streptophyta, Magnoliopsida, Sapindales, Anacardiaceae. The record is from RefSeq and is a predicted model, not a curated record. The annotation marks the transcript as partial.